AUGAUGGCGAUAAUUUUGGUGAUAAUUGCGACAUCAAUGAUUGUUUAUAUCAGAAGUGUUAGUUAUACUGUAACCGGAACAAAUAGCAUGUGUCAAUCUAUGGAUGAUAUUUAUGCAGAUGUCAAUCUUCUCAUCGUUGCUACAUCCAAUGAUUUGAUUUGUAUGCUAAACAAAACGCUAAGAAAAUUAGGUGCUGGAAUCAAUGAUACCAUUCAACAAUUGCCUCAUAAAAUAAUUGGAACAUUGAAACAAGAUUUUCCAAUUACAUCACUACCAAUGGUGAUUGAAAAAUUUGAGGCCAAAAAUGUCACUCAUUUCAUUGAUGAUCUCAUAUUGGCAAUUAAAUCAACGAAAUUAUUAGCAACUAAUUUACCAAAUGCACUUUACCGACAAUCAUUCAUGAAAAAUAUGAUUAAAACAUUGGAAAGAAUUGAAAAUUAUCUGACCAUUUUACUACAGAAUCCAGGAUUUCAGGCAGCAGCUAUUUCAAUCUUUCUUUUUGCAAUUAUUCCAGUUCUACUUCUUAUCGUACCAUCCAUUAUUGUAAUAACUUGUGGUAUAUAUCUUUUAGCAAGAAGUGAUCGAUAUCGUUGGAAGCAACAAGCAAACUGGAGAUGUGCCGGUUUAUGGUCUUUGCAUGUUGCCGGAGCAGUAUUUUUUACCGGUUGGAUUACCAUGCUAAUUGCGAGUAUGACAUUUUUGGGCGGCUUUGCUGUGGAAGCUAUUUGUCAACCAUUUUUUCGAGAUGAACAAAUGCAUUUAUAUCGUUCGUCAUAUUUUAAUAAUGCUAUUGCAAAAUUUGUCAAAUUCUCUGAAUUAUCCGUUAGUACUGGCGAAUUUCUUUAUCAAUGCAAAAAUGAUAAAUCGAUAUUAACAGCAUUGAAAAUAGAAACUUUCAUGCAAUCAUACGAAGAAAUGUAUGCAAAAUAUUUAUCAAAUGCUACACAACAUGCUAAACAAUUACUUGAAACAGAAUACUUUAAUUUAACUUUGUCUGACAUACAAAUGCACGAAUUCAAUAAUACAAUCAAAGAGUUGGCCAAAUUGAAAGAGAAUUUAUUCGACUAUGUCAUUCCUCCAAGCCUUGCCGAGCAUGAACAGCUAUUAAACGAUUCAUUUGCAAAUAUUAAAUACCGAAUGUCUGAAAUGAUCAAAAUUAUGGCUGAAAUGGAGAAAAAUGUAAUUGAAAUUAUGAAACAUUCUUUAAAUUCUCAAAAUUUCACACUCAUUGCGCGAGAAAUUAUUUGGCAUGAAUACAAUUUGACAGUUGGUGACAUUUCUGAUCGCGUGAUGCAUGCAAAG
This is a messenger RNA of Acanthocheilonema viteae, 1302 nucleotides long. NCBI's taxonomy places the organism in Eukaryota, Metazoa, Nematoda, Chromadorea, Rhabditida, Onchocercidae. The record is from the annotation of a GenBank genome assembly.